GAGCUCCGCUUAGGACCUGGGACCAAUCAGAGACCUCAGCUCUGGACCCUCCUCUGUCCGGCCUCGCGGGCGAAGUGGCGCCAUGUUUCAAGGGCAGCGCGGUUGGUUCAGCGGCAGCGUCAGCCGGGACCUGAGGCGGUUCUGGGUGGCCGAAGGGGGGACAAUCAGUGACCCGCGGGCAGCCGACUUCUUGUUCAGCUGCGAUGCCUCGCACCCAGACACGCUGAGAAUAUAUCAGAGCCUUGAUUACAUAGAAGAUAAUGCUACAGUUUUUCACGCCUACUAUCUCUCUGCAGUAGCUAAUGCUGAAAUGAAAAAUUCGGUGGCUUUAGGUCAUUUCAUUCUUCCUCCUGCAUGCCUGCAAAAAGAAAUAAGAAGAAAAAUUGGUGGUUUUAUUUGGGAACAAGACCAACAUUUUCUGACAGAAAAGCAUAAUGAAGUAACACCAAAUGAAAUAAAGAUCCUUAGGGAAAGCAGUGAACUAGCAACAGAGCACAAAAAAGAAUUACCCAAAAGGGCAGAAAAGCAUUUUAUAAGGACUCCAGUUGUAGAAAAGCAGAUGUACUUCCCUCUUCAGAAUUAUCCAGUGAACAACAUGGUAACAGGUUAUAUAUCAAUUGAUGCCAUGAAGAAAUUCCUUGGGGAACUACAUGACUUCAUUCCUGGAAGCUCAGGAUAUUUAGCAUACCAUGUUCAAAAUGAAAUUAACAUAUCUGCUAUAAAAAACAAAUUGAAGAGGAAAUAUUAAGUUAUAUUAUAAAUAUUUGGGCAUUUAUCUUCUAUAAAAUAUUACCAGAGAUGUGCAUAAUUUAAAAUGUUCCCCUUUGGAACUCAGGAAUGGGGAAAUAGGGAAAAAUUCUUCUCUUUCUCAAAUGUGAAAAUUCAGAAUCAUUUUGGCUCUGUAUUUUGACUUUUGGGCUGGAUUUUUUUCCCUAGCUUGUUAUAUUACAUUCACAAAUUCUGAGUGCAUAGUUGUUAUGGAGUAAUUGUCAUUGAAACAUGUUUCAUAAGAAGUUGCAAUCUCUUUGUCUGUCUUUGUCUCUCUCUCUCUCUCUCUCUCUCUCUCUCUCUCUCUCUCUCUCUCUCUUUCCCCACCCCUUUCUGUCAUAUGAUCUUUUGGUUUUAAUGUUCUAUUCUAUUUUUUUUCUAGGUUCAGUACUAUGAAUGCUAAGGUUUAUGAUUCUGGUCAUUUUAUUUUGAUUUAAAAAAUUAGAAUGCUAUAGUUGAGUUCUGAUUAUUCCUUCUGACUUGAAACAUAUGGAGUAAAACAUUUUAGUAAUUCAUAUUUCAGGUUGGAUGGUUUCUGAUAAUAAAUGUAUCAUAAGUGACUUAAUAUAAACAGACUAUGAGUGUUAUAUUAUCUGAGGUGAACCUGCAAGGCACCUUAGAAUCACAGUGCUGGAAAGGACUUUAGAGAAUAUAGAUUCCAACUAAUUUGUUGUUUAUAAUGAAGAAAUGAAGACCCUGAGAAGGUAUCUUGCCAAGAGUGACUAAUAAGGGGCCAAACCAGAACUGGAACACAACCCUCUUCAUUUUCCAGGCUAGUGCUUCCCUACUCUCCCACAGUGGUAUAUGCUAUAGACUCUGUGUCAGGUAUAAUAGGACUACAGAUCCGCAAAGCAGACCUCAAAAUAAGCCAACGUGCUUGUCUUUUAAAUAAACUGAAAUAGUAUUGAAAUGUAGUGAUUUCAAGAAGGCAACUUGUUAUCUUUAUUCAUAUGGCCAUGCUAUGUAGAGUCUGGUCCAUUUAUUAUAUUUUGGAGACUUGUAAAUGACAUUUUAUUUGUGAAGCUAUCAUCUUGUUAGAACUGUGCUUCCUCCUAGGAAGUGCAUACCAGCUGUAGAAUUAUCCAAAGAAAAUGCACACUUUUUUUAGUGCUUGGAUCAUUUGGGUAUAUGUGGGUCUGGCCCUGGUCUUUCUCCCAUGACUCAAAUUCUGUAAUACAAAAUUUUAACACUACUCUUGGCAUCAGCAUUUAAGAGUUAUGUUUUUCCCAUAUGGUAACUUUUCUUUGUUUAUAUUCAUAUCUGUGGGUAAGCCCUUCUGAACUUGUAAUUUUUUAAGAAACUAAAUGUUAAUUAUCUUUUCCUGAAAUGUGUUUUUCCUGAACACUUGAUCUUAGAUACAUGCCAUUGAUUGUUUUUUAUAUAGAAAUCAAGCCUGUCUCUAGAUCUUAAAUUAAUUAUUAAGAGGAUUAAGUAAAUUUACACCAAGUUGUAUACAUUGGGAUUUCUUGGAGGACAGUAUCCAGUAUUUUUUUGACAUAUGUAUUAUGCAUGUGUUAACAUAGUAAAUAGAAACUAUGGCUACAAUUUUGAACCAUAAGAACCAUACCCUAGAUUUGGCAAAGCAUGGGACUGAAAGAAGCCUGAGAUCCUGAGGACAUUGUGGAAAACUUUGCCAUCCCAGCCUUGGGUCACCUGCCUACUUCUGGACUUUUAUAUGGCAAAUAAAUAAACUUCUGUUUUGUUUAA
Messenger RNA from Microcebus murinus (gray mouse lemur), 2475 nucleotides. It is a transcript of the gene TERB2, whose product is annotated as telomere repeat binding bouquet formation protein 2. Gene Ontology annotation, biological process: homologous chromosome pairing at meiosis; meiotic attachment of telomere to nuclear envelope. Lineage: Eukaryota; Metazoa; Chordata; Mammalia; Primates; Cheirogaleidae. Gene Ontology annotation, cellular component: nuclear inner membrane. The record is from RefSeq and is a predicted model, not a curated record.